Messenger RNA from Microdochium trichocladiopsis, 426 nucleotides. RefSeq lists its product as uncharacterized. The transcript has a single exon. The record is from RefSeq and is a predicted model, not a curated record. NCBI's taxonomy places the organism in Eukaryota, Fungi, Ascomycota, Sordariomycetes, Xylariales, Microdochiaceae. The coding region runs from base 1 to 426 and encodes 141 amino acids.
AUGUCGAACCUCUCCAUCAGCUCGGGCAGCAGCCAGCACACCACUCUGGACUGGGAUACUGGCUUUCCCGACAGCUUUGUGAAUAAUACAACUUCUCGCCGGCACCCAGAGGCCAAGACCGGCGAGUUCGCCAUCAUCCAGGCCAACGACGUGGACCCACAGUUCGCCAUCAACCACAGAAAGCACCUUCUCUUCGCCAAGCACAGGCGGACAAUCAGCCACGGCAAAGUGACGCAGCUCGAGACAAUCUUCUCUAGCGAGGCAGAGACAGAGUCUCCCCACCACGAUACUGGGGUCAGCCAGCCUCAGCUGGACGGUCAGUUGGGGUCCGCUGCUGCUGCUGAGCUCGAACGUCCCAUGUCAUCGGCCUCCAGUGUGAGCGACAAAGGCAAGCGGAAGGGCAUUUUCAGAUGGCGCGGGAAUUAG